AUGUCUCAACCACCACCAUCACAUAUGCAGGAUCUGUCGCAGCAGAUUUCAGCAGCCACAUCCGUCCUGACAGGUUUUCUCUCCUCCAAUGGCCUCCCAGAGCCUUCAUUCAGCGCGAAUAGCCCUCUCGAUGCCCCUAGCAUGCCAGAGGAUGUGCAAGUUGCCCGCCGCAAUCUUCGCGAAGCGGCACAGGAGCUUUACAUUCUCGCCACUUAUCCCAGCGAGUACUUACGAUGGCUAGCUUGCAAUUAUCAUGAUUGUUCGAGUCUUCGGUGGCUGUACCAUUUCAAGAUUGCGUCGUUUGUCCCAUUGGAAGGCGCGAGAAGUUUCUCAGAUGUCGCAAAGGAUGCUGGAGUGGAUGAAGGGCAUCUUCGGAGAAUGCUGCGUGAAGCCAUGACUAACCGUAUUUUCUGCGAGCCUCGUGUCGGUUUGGUCGCGCACACAGCAGCCUCGAGUGCGCUCAUCCGGGAUAAAGGAACGCUAAACUGGGUAGGCUAUACCUUGGAAGAUUCCUUUCCUGCCUCUGCGAAGGUAGUUGAGGCGACAAAGGAAUUCGGAGCUUCCGAAGAGAAGAACCACUCUGGCUGGAAUCUUGCUUUCAAUACCAAGCUUCCGAUAUUUCAAUAUCUCUCGGACCACCCUGAACGCGCCGAGAGGUUUGCCGAGACCAUGAAGGCUUUGACAAGCACAGAUGGAUACCAUGUGCGCCACCUUGUGGAUGGCUACCCUUGGGGAGAGCUUGAGCAAGGCACUGUUGUAGAUGUAGGCGGCUCUUUAGGCCACAUGAGUAUCGCGCUCGCGGAGAAAUACCCGAAGCUGGGCUUCGUAGUCCAGGAUCUUCCCGACAUUGUUGCUGCGGGCCAGCAGGCCCUACCUGACGACCUGAAAGAUCGAAUAUCAUUCAAUGCCCAUGACUUUUUCACCCCACAGACGGUCCAGGCUGACGUGUAUCUUCUCCGGUUCAUCUUGCACGACUAUCCGGAUACCCAUGCCACGGUUAUCCUUAAGAACCUACUGCCUGCGCUCAGAUCUAACUCGAAAGUACUGAUCAUGGACGGGGUUCUACCUGAGCCAGAACGGGAGCUGGAGGACUGGAAAAAGCUUUUCGAGCAAGCUGAUCCUAGGUUGAAGCUAAACAGAGUAUUGCAGCCUCCAGAGAGCGUCAACUCAAUUAUCGAAGUUGUCCUUGAAGAGGCCUGA
Exophiala spinifera is the source of this 1200-nucleotide messenger RNA. RefSeq lists its product as uncharacterized. The record is from RefSeq and is a predicted model, not a curated record. Lineage: Eukaryota; Fungi; Ascomycota; Eurotiomycetes; Chaetothyriales; Herpotrichiellaceae. Bases 1 to 1200 code for a protein of 399 amino acids. Gene Ontology annotation, molecular function: O-methyltransferase activity. The transcript has 4 exons.